Emys orbicularis (European pond turtle) is the source of this 1219-nucleotide messenger RNA. RefSeq names its product chromosome 3 C6orf120 homolog (gene C3H6orf120). The transcript has 2 exons. Lineage: Eukaryota; Metazoa; Chordata; Testudines; Emydidae. Bases 200 to 775 code for a protein of 191 amino acids. The record is from RefSeq and is a predicted model, not a curated record.
AGGCUGGCAAACCCGGGGCAGUCGUUUGUUUUGUUCAUCUCUUCCGUCAUGCCCAGGAGUGCCUGUGGGCUAAACAGAAAGCAGGUUCUCCCGCUCUGAAAGCUUUUGUUUUCGGAGGAAAAGCUGGUAUGUCCUUGGCAUCGUCACGUUUCAUUGCUUCAGGGUAUUUACAACACAUGAUGUUGGAAGAGUUCCUUUAAUGUCAAACAUAAGAGUUAUGGCAGCACAUUGGAAGAAAAUGUUGGUGAUCCUUCUAGCAGCUCAAACAUUACUUAUGGGUGAUAGCUUUGAGGAAGAGGAUGUACCCGAUGAAUGGAUUCUUCUUCAUGUAGUCCAAGGUCAGAUUGGAGCUGGAAACUAUAGCUACUUGAGACUAAAUCAUGAAGGGAAGAUAGUACUUCAGAUGCAGAGUUUAAAAGGCGAUGCAGAUUUGUAUGUAUCUGAUAUGACCCUUCACCCCAGUUUUGAUGAAUAUGAGUUACAGUCUGUAACUUGUGGCCAAGAUGUUGUUUAUGUACCAGCCCACUUCCGCCGCCCAGUGGGAAUAGGAAUCUAUGGUCAUCCCUCUCACUUGGAGAGUGAGUUUGAAAUGAAAGUAUAUUAUGAUAGAACAAUUGUAGAUUAUCCAUUUGGUGAGGCUUCCUACAACCCAGAAGAGAUGGAGGCAAGCCAGAAGCGCACUCAUUCACCAGAAGAUCAAUCUCAGGAUGAGGAAUCUAUUUUUUGGACUAUACUCAUUGGAAUUUUGAAACUAAUACUUGAAAUUCUUUUUUAAAAUAAUCAACUGGACAUACACUGGACUAGAGUGCACUUAUAGCCUAUGACAUUGAACAUGAAUGGCUUGCUGUGAGCAUUGGUACUCUUUGUAAAGUUACCUGAAGAGGUAUUCAGGUUACUUUUUCUAUGCUGAAGAGGGGAAAAGCAAAGCCAUAUUUAAUUUUGUAUUGAAGCCCCCUUCCCACCUUCCAGAAGUAAAAUGAGCAGAAAGCACAGUAUUUGUAUAGUUUUCUUUAUAAAGCAGGGUUAAAGUGAAUGUACAAUAAAGGGAAUCUUAUUAAAAGGUAUCACUUUGAACAGGUGCAUAAGAAAAUGGACCUUGAUAAUUCACUGUAUUUUCUAUUAAAGUGACACUUAAUUUUAUACAAAGAAAAAGUUGUAAAAUCUGAAAGGUGCAGUUUUAACAACCCCAUCCAAUUUAAAAUAAAGAACUAAUUUUCUA